AUGGAUCAGUCCUGGGACACCGCCAUUCCUCCAGAAACGUGUCCGAAAAACACCCACCGCGCUCCCGCAGACUCCGCGUCAGACCCGGGGCCGGAGCCAACACUUUUACGCACCACUUUUUUUUGUUUUUACGCGAAGACGGAGAAGCAGCAGAGAUGCGGAGUAAUCCAACUGCGGCUGCGGAGUCCGGGCCUCGGUGUCGGGCUGCGGUGUGAGCCGGAGCCUGGUGAAGGAGCGGUACAUCCACAGUCACGACAGAGUUUGGAGGAAAAGAGGCCGAAAGAGGAGAAGGAGGAGGAGGAGGAGAAGGAGGAGGAGGAGGAGAGCGGCAGGAGAGGACUGAGGGCUCAGGAGCGGAGCAGGGGAAUAGUUGUGGUCAGAGAGACGCCCUCCUCCCCCUCGGCCCUCCCCCUCCGCUCCGCUCCUCCCCCUCGGCCCUCCCCCUCCGCUCCGCUCCUCCCCCUCGGCCCUCCCCUCGGUCCUCCCCCUCGGCCCUCCCCCUCGGCCCUCCCCUCGGUCCUCCCCCUCGGCCCUCCCCCUCCCCCUCGGCCCUCCCCCUCCGCUCCGCUCCUCCCCCUCUCCCUCAUUGGGCAGAGACGCGGGGAAAGGCCACAGACCGAGUCCAGUCCAGGUCCGGGAGUCUCACCAAAACAAAAGUACAAAUAA
Molecule: messenger RNA, 666 nt
Organism: Knipowitschia caucasica
Lineage: Eukaryota; Metazoa; Chordata; Actinopteri; Gobiiformes; Gobiidae
Source: the annotation of a GenBank genome assembly